AUGGAACACAGAAUAACUGGCAGAGAGAUUGUAAUAGCUGAAAACUCAAGAUUGCAAAUAAGAAUUUACGAAUUGCAACAAACAAUAAGAGGGUUAAAUGCUGACAGAGACGAAUUGAUUCAAGAAAAUACACGUUUAAGAAAUAGAAAUCAAGAACUUGAAACUGAUAAUAAUCAGAUUCAUGCAUCAAAUGAGAAUUUGACGCGAUUAAAUGAUGCAUUAAAAAUUGUUUUGAGAGACACUGAAGAUGAGCAAGACUAUUAUCGCACGGCAAAUAUCAAGGAAUUUGAGGAUUUUAUCUCAAAUUAUAUCUUUGGAUUGUUUAGUAAUUUUACAUAG
This is a messenger RNA of Racocetra persica, 339 nucleotides long. Lineage: Eukaryota; Fungi; Glomeromycota; Glomeromycetes; Diversisporales; Gigasporaceae. The record is from the annotation of a GenBank genome assembly.